Messenger RNA from Diabrotica balteata, 1049 nucleotides. The record is from the annotation of a GenBank genome assembly. NCBI's taxonomy places the organism in Eukaryota, Metazoa, Arthropoda, Insecta, Coleoptera, Chrysomelidae.
ACGCUAGUGAGUGAUCAAGUGUAUAGUAAUUGUAUAUUAACGUGAGAUUACAAUAGUAUUGUGACAUAUUACACAACUUUGUGAAUUCCAACAUCAGCAUCUUUUUGGAUUACAGUGAAGUGUAAAACAAUUUCUAUUUUGAGUUUUUUGAAUUGUUCAAAAGUGUAUCGAUCGAUUAGAUUGAGAUCUACCAGUUGUUUAGAAAUGUGUGUGGAAACUGAAAACCAAAAAUCUGAAAUGUUCAACAGAACUAAACUAAGUCGUGCUAUGCACGCCAUGUUAACCCAAGCAAGAUCAAAUAGUCGCCUAAUUUGUGGACUUCUUCCUACCAUAGCCCACCUUGAAACUUCACCUGAAGAUGUAAUAUUUUGUCUACUUCCUCAAACCAGACCAGGGGAUGCUAGUGCACAUAUGCAAACAGUAUUAUUACAGGCCUUUUGUUAUGAAAACUACAUACCAGUCAUUCAGGUGGAUAGCAGUGAAAAAUUAGCUGAUUAUUGUGGAGAAACCUACUCAGAAAACCAAACCAAUUGCACUUGUGCCAUAGUAACUAGAGACUUCAGCUUGCCAUCUACUCCAGAGGAUGAGAUUCCUAUGUCACCCACAGAGAAGAUGUUAGCAGAUUUUUAUGAUUUUACCUUGGAGCAAUCAACAAGACCAAUUAUUGAAUUGCCCAGUUGAAUUUAUCCUGACUUGACAUACCACAACGAAUAUAUUCAAAAAAAUGGUUAAAAAAAGCCGCAGUUGGCAGCUACAGUUCUUCUGAAGUUGAUAGGUGUCAUCAAUGAUGUCUUGAAUGGCAUAAAAUGCAUUUAUUGUAAAGGUGUCCAAAAAUGAUAUGAAUUUAUAUUGGACACACGAUCCUAUCUUGAUUUUUCUUUUGCUUUGCUGCAGGAAGCAGGCAUUGCAAUGGUUCUAGGAUUGGUUAUGUAUAGAUUGUUUGACAAUACUUUAACAUUCUAUUGUUGAUAAGUUUAUUUUGUAAUAGAUAAUUAGAAGAGAUUUUUAUAUGUUGUUAAGACAAAUGAGUAAGAUUUUUUGAGAAUAAA